Messenger RNA from Cyclocybe aegerita, 927 nucleotides. The record is from the annotation of a GenBank genome assembly. Lineage: Eukaryota; Fungi; Basidiomycota; Agaricomycetes; Agaricales; Hemipholiotaceae.
AUGAUGCUGUCGAGAUCUAGAAUCCCAACCACUCUUCUCCUGCUGACUCUCGCACUUUCGACACAAUUCCUUAAUGUUACUGCCGCACCUUCUCGUUUUUCUCGUCGCCAAACGUCUGAACCAUCAGAGCUGCAGUCCAGGGAGUUGGUAGCACGGUCGAACACUGCGAGCCCAUGCUCAAUGUUGGAUCUCGAUGACGCCGAGUCGCUUCCUGGUUGGCAUCAAGUCAUCCAACAUGCUCGUUCAACGUGGGGCGAAGGCGACUGGACUAUCACAAUUAACCCUCCCGGCUACAAAGAUAAAUCCGCUACUAUGUGUGUUGCCGAUCCGGUGGAAGUCGUUGCAACCGGCGAACCACAGUGCAACAACACAAGAGUGGACAUUCCGCCUGAGAAAAACUCGAACAACAUCAACGUUGACGAGGGCUACCUCAACAUCGGAAAUUGGAACAUCACUAAUGUUACCUCUGCUGCACAUGCCGAUUUUUUCUCGGGCAACUUCCAGAUGCCCAACAUCACCUUCAAGAACGACCGGGAGCUCUUUUCUCUGAAGACCGUUGGGAAGUUCAUCAACGCUCCGGAUAACAGCUUUGUCACCACUGCAACAAAUGUGACAAUCAAGAAGACUGACCUGACGCCUGUGCCGGACAAGAAGUGCAUCGGAACUAUCCUCAACCAACAUUGCAUCAUCCCAGCUCGAGGACGGAUACAGCUAGUAGCUACCGGUUAUAUUUGGUUCAACUACGAGACCAGGAGGGCGCCUCUGGCGAAUCCCAAUGGGGGCAAGCACAAGAGGUACACCGUCAAGAUUGAGGAUGUCCUGAAGAACGCCACCGACCGCUCUGCGUGGAUAGACUUCAACGGGUUCAUGAACACGACGAUGCGGUAUGAUUACUUCGAUGAAUGCCGGUGGAACUUCAAGCUAUGA